Trematomus bernacchii (emerald rockcod) is the source of this 1266-nucleotide messenger RNA. It is a transcript of the gene tfpt, whose product is annotated as TCF3 (E2A) fusion partner. The transcript has 7 exons. The record is from RefSeq and is a predicted model, not a curated record. Lineage: Eukaryota; Metazoa; Chordata; Actinopteri; Perciformes; Nototheniidae. The coding region runs from base 216 to 815 and encodes 199 amino acids. Gene Ontology annotation, biological process: positive regulation of apoptotic process; apoptotic signaling pathway; apoptotic process. Gene Ontology annotation, cellular component: Ino80 complex. Gene Ontology annotation, molecular function: DNA binding.
ACAUUCGUUCAUCGACGAGAAUGGAACGAAAGGACUACUCUUCCUUCGCUUUACGUUUGAUGUUAGCUCAGUUUAAUUUUAGAAAACACUCUUAGCUAGCCUGGCUGUUUACAUCAAAGAAUAAUACACAGUCUAUGCAGCAGUUUGACCGUUAAAACGGUUUGUAGAGGAGUUGUAACCCGUAGCAACUGCUGUUGGACCUUUCAUUCAUAAAUAUGAUGGAGGAUUUCUCUGGUUUGGCUUUGCCUCCUCUCUUCGGUGGACACAUCCUGGAGGCAGAGCUGGAGCCUGGUGGCGUGGAGCUGGGACCAGGGGAGGUGGAGCUGGGCCCGGGAGGCAGUGAGCUGCUGGAGGGGACAGAGCAGGACGAUGAAGAGAGGAGAGCUCUUGAUAAGAGGAAAUAUCUGGCUCUGAAUAGGAGAUGUAAAGACAUUGAACAGGUGAAUCAGAAGAUUCUUGGUCGCCUUCAUCAAGUACAAAGAAUAACACGACGCUUGAAGAAGGAGAGACGGUUUCUCAUGAAGACUUUAGAUGCUCAUGGGGACGACUACAGGAACGCCCAGCUCACUAUACUUCUAGAGGAUGAGCCUGGAGUCCAUUUAGACCCUGCUGCAGGAGUGAAGGAUGACCGGCCUAACGGUGUGUCAGGUUCCUCCUCGUCUGCUGCGUUGCCUCAUGCUGCGCUGCCAAAGAGGAAAAGACACAGAAUACCACGGCAAGAAAAAGAUAAAGACCAACAGACUGAAGCAGACAUGUCAGUGUUGGCAGAGAAUCAGUUUGGAGAAAUGCCCAGCCCGACCUCUCUGUCUCACUGAUCAUUGAACUGUGGCCCUGAUGAUGACGAUGAUGAUGAUGAUGCAGAAGGAGCACACAGUUUCAUUAACUCUUCAGUAGAAACGCUGCCUCUCCGCCGGGUUUUGCACUGUUUUAGUUUACAUUGUGAUCCGAUUGAACCAAUGUAAGAUAAAACGAUAUGUUGUACACUUGGUACAAGUAUUCAUUUGUUUUGUAUAUUUUAUUUUCCGUAGAAAUAUUUUGUACUUUUAUUUAAUAACGACACAUAAUUAUGACCAGUGGCCAACUGCACACUGUAAUACAUGGGGCUGUUUGUUAAUUAUUUGAUAAACUAGAUACAUUUAUAGUAAACUUACAAACUUGUGUUUAUUAAUAGAUUUCACAAUUGAUUCCCUGGAUACUGUCAUUGAUAUUAUGGUUCAUGAUUUUAUUUCAGAACCUGCUGAAAUAAAUUACUAUUUGGCAAUUGGA